AUGCAGGAUGAAGAUGGAUACAUCACUUUAAACAUCAAGCCCCGAAAACCAACUCUCAGCUCAGCUGACUCUGCUUCUUCUUGGUGGCGUCUGAUGGCUUUAAUUCUGCUGAUCUCAUCCAUGGGGCUGGUUGUUGGGCUCGUAGCUCUGGGCAUCAUGUCAGUUACACAGCAAAAGUAUCUACUGGCAGAGAAGGAAAGUCUCUCAGCCACUCUGCAACAAUUGGCCAAGAAAGUCUGCCAAGACUUGAUUAAACAAUCAGAGCUCAAGACAAAGAACACAUUCGAGCACAAGUGCAGCCCCUGUGCCACAAACUGGAGAUAUCAUGGAGACAGUUGCUAUGGGUUCUUCAGACAUAAUCUAACAUGGGAAGAGAGCAAGCAGUUUUGUGCUAAGCAGAAUGCAACACUUGUGAAGGCUGCCAGCCAGAGGACUGUGGAAUACAUCACAAACAGGAUCACUUCGGUCCGUUGGCUUGGAUUAUCACGCCAGAACUCUAGUAAGGACUGGAUGUGGGAAGAUAACUCAGUUCUUCCCAAGCAUACGAUUGAUCUUUCUGGGAAUACAAGAGAAAACAUGAAUUGUGCUUAUCUCUAUAAUGGGAAAAUCCAUCCUGCUUCCUGUAUGGACAGACAUUAUUUAAUGUGUGAGCGGAUGGCUGGCAUGACAAGAGUGGACCAACUGCUUUAA
Molecule: messenger RNA, 690 nt
Organism: Peromyscus eremicus (cactus mouse)
Lineage: Eukaryota; Metazoa; Chordata; Mammalia; Rodentia; Cricetidae
Gene: Clec1b
Product: C-type lectin domain family 1 member B
Exons: 6
Coding region: 1-690 (229 amino acids)
Source: RefSeq, a predicted model, not a curated record